Messenger RNA from Anneissia japonica, 4076 nucleotides. Its product is annotated as ubiquitin carboxyl-terminal hydrolase 37-like. The record is from RefSeq and is a predicted model, not a curated record. Lineage: Eukaryota; Metazoa; Echinodermata; Crinoidea; Comatulida; Comatulidae. Gene Ontology annotation, biological process: protein deubiquitination. Gene Ontology annotation, molecular function: cysteine-type deubiquitinase activity.
CGCCAAUUUCAAGCCUCAACUGACGCCCUCAUUCGAUACACAACACACGCCAAAACAAAACACCGUACAUGCUUUUUUUCCAACGUUGUUUAGACAGAAUAUCGUCGAAAAUAAGUGCUGCAACAAAAUAUCGUCUUUCAGAACUAAGUCACCUGAGAUAUCAACAUGAGUGUUGUAUCAUAUCCGGGUCAAAUUCUAUAUGAAGUUGAUGGACAGGUGAAAUUCAGUAGCAUUUCUGGUGGCCAGCAACCUUGGAAGGAUGGCUCCCUAGAGAUUAUUGCGACUGCAGAGGGCGAGGUUCGCUGCACGGUCAAACCAAAACAUGGCUGGCAAAAAAAAUUCAAGUUGAGCAAGUUGACCAUAAGGAAUAUUACUUUGAAUUCAACCAACUUGUUAAUUCACUUGGUAGAAGGUGGCAAUAUCCGUAUACAAACUAAAGAUGAAUCAAACAAACGAAAGCUUCCAAAGUUGAAUAAUCUGCUUGAAAAUGUAAUGAAAGAUGGGCUGAAGUACAAUGAGAGACAGUUGAAUCAUUCAUUUAGUUUAUCACCAACAUCAGGCAACCUGGUACAUAGUCAUCAUAAUAAUGUCAAGACGCCUGUUAAGGAUCAACGCCUCAAUUCAAGCAACCCAAUGACCACGCCCACUAGCGUCUUAAAAUUAUUUGCAUAUGAUGGCCCAAAUAGUGCUGAUUCUGAUGUUGAUGGUGGUACCUUACCACUAUUUGAUGAUGUCAGAGAGUCAGAUGAUCUUGACAAAGAAAAUGUGGAUUCUAAACAAAGAUCACGUAAACCUGAAAGCAUAUAUCACAAGAGAAAAGAAUCAGGCGGAUCAUUAUUUAUGGAAUCAUUUGAAGAGAAUAAGAAAUUAAGAACUCCAGCAUCAUCGGUGAAGAAGCCUGCAUCGUCGUUUUACAGUCGAGGGAAACAGAUGCUACAUGCUGCCUCUCAGAAUUUUCUAGAGAAACCUUCUGCAGCAAGAAAGCCACAACUUCUACCAAGUCCCAAGAAAGCGCGUCUUGGAGACGGUAUUUUUAGGAGUUGGCAAGAAAAGCCAAAGUUAUUUACAUCCAACUUCAGUCAGCCAAAACUAAGAGGGAUGCCCAUGAAUUCUUAGGACAGUGUCUCGACCAACUCAAGGAAGAUGUCCUAAAACUGAACAAGAAUGCUACCUCCUUAAAAGAUGUAGAAAAUACCAAACGACUCGCUCUAGAUGCUGCCAAUGAUCAGAGUACGCCAGCCAAGUAUCCCUGUGCAAUAUCUCGCAAUUUUGAAUUCACCGUCCUUCACACGAUACGAUGUAACAAGUGCAAAGAAGUCGUUACUAAAUCGGAAAUCUGUCAUGAUCUGUCGUUGGACAUUCCAAAAAGAAGGAAUUCUGUUUCAAGAGCCUCCAUCCAGACAGCUUUAGACCAGUUUUUUCAGUUGGAGUCAUUAGAAUAUACAUGUGAAGAGUGUGGCUGCAAGGAGUCUACUGUCACACAUUCAUUCACCAAACUUCCAAGGGUAUUAAUUCUUCAACUGAAACGCUACAGUUUUGAUGUGAAUUCAGCUCACAAAGUUUGCCAAAGUAUCGUUAUUCCAAGUUACAUGACUCUAGCCAGGCACUGCACUGAACAUAGUGAACCAGCCAAGCCAUUCACCUGCCAGCGCAACAAAGUCUCCAUGAAGCCAGAAAUGAUGAGUCCUGGACCAGCAGAAGAAUCAGGACGACCAGCCCGGAAGAGGCUAAGUUAUGAAAGUAACAGCUCGGUGGACACUCCAAAUGGAUUUGCGUUCAAGCGCAAGAAAUUGAUUGAUACUGAUGCAGAUUUACCAGUGGUAGACCUAACGAUAGACAGCGAUAAAGAUGACAAGGGUAAAGAAAUUAGUGCUGAAACCAAGCCUCUUGAAGAGAUGAGUGAGGAGGAACAAUUGGCAUUUGCAAUUGAAAUGAGCCGACAGGAAAGUGCUCGUAAAAUGAUGCCCUCAAAAGGCGAGAUGACCGAAGAAGACCAGCUUGCCAUGGUGUUAGAGUUAAGCAAACAUGAAACGACAUUCACACCUCAGUUAACAACCCCAAAGUCUGCAUUUGACAAAUGCAAAGAAAGUAACCCAGUCGAAACGACUAGGAAGCAGUUGUACUUUGACGGUUCUAGUGAGCAAAGAAACAGGGAUAGUGGAAUAGGUCUGAAUUUGGACAAUAGCUUAGGGAGGAAAUCUAUACCAACCGGCACUGUUGCAAAUGACAGCGGAGUAUCAAUGGAAGGAGUUGAGCCUUUGUUACCGGAUGGAAAAGAUACCAGUCCAAAUGGAACUUGUACGGAUAAUGCUGAUGUCAGGACAGAGGAAAUGGAGCACCGACCUAGUCAAGAAAAAAGAACAACUUCACCCCACGGUCAGACACAGCAUAAUUACAAAAAUGAUACUCCUUUAAAUGAAGAAGAUGAAGCCUUGGCCAUAGAAAGAGCUUUGGAGCUGAGCCUGCAAGAAUUUGAAGAAAAAGCCAGUAAAAAUAAUAUGGUCAAGCAUCAUCAUCAUGUAGGUGCAGAGAAUACAAAAGAUGUGGAAUAUACAAAAGAAGAGGAAGAAGAACUAGAGAGAAAUUAUGAGGAUGGACAGAUGCCACACUCCUACAAGCUGCUAAGCAUUGUGAGUCAUAUAGGCAGUACCUCUGCCAUUGGACACUAUGUCAGUGAUGUAUGUGACCACAAGAAGGCUAGCUGGUAUAGCUACGAUGACUCAGAGGUCUUGCGCACCACUGCAAAAAAAGUGCAGGAGCUGAGGCAAAAGAAUGGCUAUAUAUUUUUCUAUAUGGACAAGAAUCUUUGUGAAUGAAAUCUUGGACUGUAUCCUCUACCUGUGUCUGGAAUUUCAUUGUGGAUAACCUUUAUUUGAGUAGCUGUUCAUUCUGUUUAUAUGAGUUUUACAAACAGCCUACAGACUAUUCUGUAUGCACAAUUGAUUAUUAUCUGUGGCUUUAUGUAGAUCUCAGUUAUAAAUAUCUCAUAUAUUUAUUUAAACUUAAGCUUGCUACCCAGCAUUUAUUCAAUUGAAAAAAAAAACACUGCCUAUAAAUCUAAUGAAUAUAGGCAUAAUAUAUAAACUCAUUAUGAAGCAAUUUUACAUCUCAUAAUUUCAGUUAUAUACAUUGAUAAUUUAUACAAUUAAAGAUAUAUGUCUGUGGUCAAAUAUAUUAAACUCAAAAUUUAAUUAAGACAAUAAGUUCCUCAUUUAAAGGAAUCUCAUUUAAAGGAAUUGAAUAAGGAUGAAUUUCAAUGCAAUUCAGAUCAAAACAAAUAAUUUUAUGUUGAUAUGCAUUAUGUUGAUAUGCAGACUGCAAUAAUCUUUAAAUUGAUUAGUAAAUAAUAUCCUUCGUUUUGACACCUUUCUGUUUGAGACCCAAAACUGGUGAACACGUGUCUCUUUUUCUCAGAAUAUUUGGAGUCACAACAUUACCUUUGGGACACUGUUCAUGUGGGGAAUUAAUUAUUUUGUGGUUAUGUUCAACAAUUGAACAAUUAGCUAAAUGCAUACAGUGUAAGGCAGUAUACCUCUGCACUGUGGGGCUUAUUCAAAAGUCAUGUUUAGGUGAGAAUUCAUGUUUGGUGCGGCACGUUUCAAAAGACCAGUUAUUAGAUCAUUACAGUAAGUUAAUUUGUUAUUGAUUACUUUAAAUGUUAUAAUUUAAUGUUUGAUUCAUUUUAAUUUAUGAAAUAUGAGUAGCAUACUUAUAAUAUAUUCUAAUUACGUGUUAUAGCAAUAAAGUUACUGCAUUGAUUCACAUUAUCAAAUUUCAAUUGAAGUAUGUAUUAACCAUACAGGUUUUUUUUUUUCCAAUUCUAGAAUUAAGGUCUUAAAAUACUGCACUGUUACUGUUAACAUGUUGAAUCAAUAACACCUUAUAUAUUAUUGUAAACAUGAUAUUUUAUAUAACACAAGCAAUUUUUGACAAUUCUUAUCAGGGGACAUAUAACAUUAAUAUUUUAUAUAUAGCAAGUGUGUACAGAUGAAGCAAUGAUAUGUAAUUGUACAUGUCACGUGAUGGCAUUUUAUUCAUAUCACGUCAAGUUUCAAUAAAAGUAAACGUUAACUGUA